AUGCGCAUGCGGCAAUCCAAGACGACGACCGCGUGUGACGGAUCGCCUGCGGGCGCAUACCCGGGAGCAUGGUUGUCCAACGGCGUGCCCGCCGCCGCCGCCACCGGCGCCGUAUCACCGACCCGCAUCGACCCCUUCGCGCCCCUCCCGCACGCGCUCCUCACCCGCCUGGUGCAGCUCUACUUCGAGUACAAGUUCUGGCUGGCGCCGUACCCGCACCGGCCGAGCUUUGAGCGCGACUUUGCGCGGCGCCGCGAGCAGCAGGCAGGGCAGGACGAGUGGGUCGCGCUCGUGUACGGCAUGGCCACGAACGCGCUCAUGCUGCCUGCGCGGCUUUUGCCUGUGAGCGCCGACGAGGCGAAGCGCCUCGUCAUGGUUUCGUUCGAGCAUAUGAUGGGGUUUUUGAAACGCGAGUAUGACGAGUACUCUGUCGACCGGUUAUACAUUAUUGCUUGCGCGGCAAACGUCGCCCAAGGUAACGGCCACACGGCGCUGUGCCGCGAGCUCAUCGGCUCGAUGAUCUUCCUGGCCGUGCAGCGCAACCUGGACCGGGAGAGCACAUAUGCCGCGCUGCCGCCGCUCGAGCGCGAGAUGUCCCGCCGUAUCUGGUGGCUCGUGUACUGUGCCGACCGGGCCGGCGCGACGUGCGAGGGCGCGCGGCCGGUGCUCAACGAGGAGACCUGCGCGGGCGUAGCGCUGCCCUCGACGCUUGAUGACGAGGCGCUAGAGCUCGCCACCGCGGGGCUCGAGGUGCCGCUCAGCGCCGACGACAAAGCCGAGGCGCGCUCACCCUCCCCGCUGUGGGGCUUCUUCUACUCCGCCGCGCAGUGGCGUGUGGCGGGCAAGAUCUACAGCCGGAGAGAACGCGACCAGGCUAUCCCGCCCGAGCCUGGGACCAUCCUCCAGCGUAUCGUCGAGCUGGACGAGAUCAUCGAGGAGCUCGACGACCUGCUGGUCGACGUGCCCGCCUUCCUCGCCCUCAAGCCCGACGCCGCGGCGGUUAGGACCCCCGACACGCCCGUAGCCACCAGCAAACAGGGUAUCGUGGUUCAGCAGAGCAAUAUCUGGGUGACGCAGCAGGCAAUCCGCCUAGUUGCUGUCCAGUACCGCCGCGAACUGGUCGACCUGCGCUGGAGCGCCGCGCCACCUCCCAACGCCGUCGUCCCCCGCAGCGACAUCCUCGCCGUGCACAAGUUGCACGAAAACGAGCGCGCGUUUCUGGCAAGCCGCGAUCUGAUCGUUGGCACAUUGUUGAGCGUGCUCCAGGCGUUGCCUCUGGAGCUGGUCGCGGUCAAUACAUGCCCAGCCAUCAGCAUGAUUCGCUUUGUUGCAUCGACUCUGCUCACCGAUCACGGCGGAGAUUCCUUGUCGUUAGGACACCUGCAACAAUACAUCGACUACCUGUCACGUCUCGAGUCGUGCGUGUACCGCCGGAUAUGAGCGAGCUCGAGCCCCAGCCGUGCUACGCACCCUCAUGUACAAUUGUAACC
Messenger RNA from Vanrija pseudolonga, 1490 nucleotides. RefSeq lists its product as uncharacterized. Bases 1 to 1440 code for a protein of 479 amino acids. Lineage: Eukaryota; Fungi; Basidiomycota; Tremellomycetes; Trichosporonales; Trichosporonaceae. Gene Ontology annotation, biological process: DNA-templated transcription. Gene Ontology annotation, molecular function: DNA binding; zinc ion binding. The transcript is spliced from 11 exons. The record is from RefSeq and is a predicted model, not a curated record.